Corylus avellana is the source of this 1399-nucleotide messenger RNA. RefSeq names its product transmembrane epididymal protein (DUF716). NCBI's taxonomy places the organism in Eukaryota, Viridiplantae, Streptophyta, Magnoliopsida, Fagales, Betulaceae. The record is from RefSeq and is a predicted model, not a curated record.
UGGGUGUCCCUUUACGCUAUCUUGAUUGUGGAAAUCCAUGCAACAUGCACCAUGCACAACGCGCCAAAAGUUUGAAUAGAUUACCACAAUGAAGUACUUUCCGUCGCCUAUCAGAAUUGUGCCUGAUGGCUUCAUGUAUUAAAGGUCUGGUUUGUGGGAUUGCAGAAGAGGCAAAGCUCCAUUAAUCUCUAAAAGGAGAAACUUCCAUUCCAUGGGCACCUUCGUAGGGCACAUUAUACCUGGUUUGGCACUCACCCUACUCGGUCUAUGGCACACCAUCAACACCAUCACAACCUUUUUUCUCAAAAGCCCCGCUAACUUUAGAGUAAGGUUUUGGUACCCUUUUCAUGGCCCUCUAUCCAAGCUUAAGCACUUGGAGCUCAUUUUCAUCUUAUCUUUCUCUGUUUUUGCAAUUUUCAUGCAACUUCUAGACUACCCUUUCCUUCGUUUUGCUUUCAAGCUUGACAACUUCGAGCAUGCAACCAUGUUCCUCCACCUUGCUAUUUUUGCUGGUUUUACCCUUUCUGCAGAGCUGACUCAUUCAUCAGAGACCCUCUCUGGGGUUGUUGGAAUCCUUGCAGCCUCCGUAUUUGGUCAGGAGCUUUUUCUACUGCAUUUCCACUCGGCUGAUCAUGUUGGUCUCGAAGGCCACUACCAUUGGCUAUUGCAGCUCAUAGUGUUUGUCUCUUUCGUCGCUGCUCUGGCAGUGACAUGUUUCCCGACCAGUUUUCCGGCGGCUCUUGUUCUUUCGAUUUCAGUCGCACUACAAGGGUGCUGGUUUAUGCUUAUGGGGUUCAUGUUAUGGGCUCCUCAGUUUGUCCCGAAAGGUUGCGUUUCGGAUUUGGGUCGUGCCGACAUGAUUGGAGCAGUCACUUGUGAGUCUAAAGAGGCUGAUUUGAGAGCGAAAGCACUGGGUAAUUUGCAAUUCAGUUGGAUGGUUUCAGGACUUUUGAUUUUCAGUGGAUGCAUUUGCUUGAAAUUAGCUGGAAAAUGCACCACAGGGGAGCAGUCAACUGAGUAUGAGCAACUUCAGAGCAGAGGUGUAGAUCUCCCUAUAUUGACUAAUGGCUUCAAGCAAGCUCAUCCAUAAGAAUUGUAGUAUGUUAAACCUGGAAAUCAUGUCCUUUCAAUGACUGAAAGAGCACAUGAAUUUUGCUCUAUGCAUCAAUAACAUAUGGAUUCAAUUAGGGAUAAAUAACAUUGUACCCACCACCUCUGCAGCCUGCAGGUAUAGGUGUUUGUGAAAAUGACUAUUAUUAUACAAUCAACAAUUGUGUAAUAACACUAUGAAGGACAAAGUACUAAUAUUCUAAAUCACAAGUGGAUCAAGUGUCAUAUUUUCUCUAAGUACAGGGGAUUUGCAGAUGCAUAAAUGGAUGAAUUGAAGUGUCAUAUUCAA